CAAAGGGUUAUUCUUUUGUGCGCGCAUGUGUGUGUGUUCUCAUGCGUGAAAACAUUUGUCUGGAAAGUAAAGCGGCCUAGUAAAAUACUAAUUUAGGACCUAUAGUAAGCUUCAGCAACAAAAACAAAAAAUGGCUUUGAUUGGAUACAGUUCAAAGUGUAAAAAUACACCGCCACCAGUUGAAUCUCUAAAAAUUUAUCGCGACACAAAUUCGUUGGUUUCAACAGGGGAAGCUCACAUAAGCAUCAGAAGUCAACAGCUAAUCUCAAUGGUUUUGGUUUCAAAAUCUGAUGGUGAUGCUACGUCAGAGAGUAUGCCUGUGGAAUGCCGCAAACAUACUGAACGUUCCCCGACCCCCUCAGAUGGAGAGCAGUUCAGAGUUUGGCGCUCUUCAGAUUCAAAAUUAUCCAAAAGAGAAAGGCCGGUGGUUGAGAAUCGGGAGAUGCCGCAGACAUCCAAACCUUUAAAGAACAUGUCUCGUUCCAAAUCGCUCAGCCCUCAAUGGUCAUCAGAUAAACGAAAGACUUCUUCCAUGAAACGCUCGGCCACUUUCUCAGGAAAAAUAACAAAGUCAAAGAUCACCAAAACCUCAAAGUUGAAUGAUUACCGAAAUGCAAAGAUAAAAAAUGAGACUGGCAGUGGCACAACAUGGAUGACCAGAAUUUUCUAUGUUCUUACAUUAUUUAUGUUACUAUUCGUGGUGGUUAAGUUAGUGUGGAUCAACAGUAGUCAGAGUGCACUUCCAUAUAAUCACAGUGAAGUGCUGAUAAACACAACAGGUUUACAAAAAUACCUGCAGCAUAAUUUCUUUGGUCAAAGAUAUGCAAUCAAAUUCCUCCAUGAAAUUCUACAAGUAGAGUUGAAUGGCGAGAAACAUAAACGCCCUCUUAUCCUCUCAUUUCAUGGUGGACCAGGUGUAGGGAAGACAUUCCUUACAGAAGCUAUAACUAAACAUUUGUUUACUAAUGGGUUGGAUAGCCAAUGUGUUCAUAACUUCAUUUCUAGCCUGCACAUAAGAAAUGUGGGAGACAACAUCAACCAUGAUAUCAUCGCAGAGUUCCUUCUCCAAUCAACAUAUAUACGAUGUCCACUUCAGUUGUUUAUAAUUGACAAUAUGGAAAUCCUAUCACCUCAUCUGGUCAACUACAUUUCCCAAAGUAUACAAACUUCAUUGUCGGAUUCAAGCAGAGUUAAAUCUAUUAUUGUGAUUUUUGCAAGUACUCUUGGAGGAAAACAAAUUUUCAAAAUGAGAGAUUGUUCAGAUGCUGUUUGCUAUUUGCAAACCACCAAGAUGUUAAAAAAAGAAUUGUCACUGACAUGGACAUCUGAAAAAACCUUGGAUGUGGAUAAAGUAGAAUAUAAUUUUCUGCAUUCAAGUGAAUUUUUUGUUUUUUUCCCACUGAAACGUCAACAUAUAAAAUUGUGUGUGCAACAUGUUUUGCAACAGUAUCUGCCGUCUGAAAAAAUUACAGAUGAACUUCUUGAACGGGUUGCUUCAGAAAUCAGUUUUGUUUAUGUUGGUGAAAAGGGAUAUUCGUCCUCUGGUUGCAAGCAGGUUGCAGAGAAAGUCAUGUUGCAUUUAUAGUUAAUAGUUGCUGGAGCAGUUCUUAUUCUACCAGUUGUAUGCAGUUGAAAGUCAUCAUACAUAGUCAACAUACACACUGCGUCAUGUAGAUGGAUUCGCAGUCUGCGUUUCCAGCUUUACAUUCCUAAAUUCUGUUGAUGCUGGAUUUAGUGGUUACAUUUAUAAUUUCAGAAGAUGAUAAUUUCAGAAGACGAUAAGGACAUAUUAAACAAUUUUCAUUUAAUAAUAGCAUUUAUUUUCAAAUUGAAAUACAAUAUUCAGUUUAUCAUCAUUCAUUGAUAAUUAUAAAAGUAGAAUGAUAUUUAGCAAAGGUAAAAGAAAUUGACCAAUCAGAACAGUGCCAGGAAUAUGUUCGGGUAUGUUUCAACACUUGUCUUGUGGGAACAACAAUAUCUAAGGGGCGGGGCGGGAUUUUGCGGAAAGGUCCAUUAAUAGCACUUUCUGUCUUUUUUAUCAGAAUACUGUACAAUACAGUGGAGUAAACAACUUAGCAGCAAGUUGAUUGGUGGACUUUUAUCUAUAGGCUAUUUUAUUAACUGUACAGCUAAAUAUUGUUUACACACUAGCUGAUAAUCAAAAGCAAAAUUCAAACUAGAUAAUAGCCUACAGUGUAUGCCUUAAACAUACUCUGUAUACCAUUUGUUGGUAUUUGCAAUAUCGCAUAUGUUUGAUGUUCAAUUACCAUAACGUUCCAAUUUAACUAUGUACAGUACUAGGCUGUAAUUAUUUUUCAGAUUACUAAUACUAUUGUACUAAUAAGGAGUACAAUAUAAAGACAUACCAAGUAUGCAACAGAUUAUAUAUAUUUUUAUUACUCAUAAUGCUUCUUGGAAAGUAUUGAUCUAUCACUGAUUUGCAUGGGUUAAAGUAAACCCCAACUGUACCGUGUAUGUCUCACCCCAUCCUGUAGACUGAGUUCCAGUCUCUAAAUUUUGUCUUGAUCAUUGAAAACUGAAGUAUGAAAAAUAAAUCAACUUUGGCACCAA
This is a messenger RNA of Anneissia japonica, 2571 nucleotides long. RefSeq names its product torsin-1A-like. The transcript has 2 exons. Gene Ontology annotation, molecular function: ATP hydrolysis activity; ATP binding. Bases 131 to 1585 code for a protein of 484 amino acids. NCBI's taxonomy places the organism in Eukaryota, Metazoa, Echinodermata, Crinoidea, Comatulida, Comatulidae. The record is from RefSeq and is a predicted model, not a curated record.